AGUGCUAUAUAAAUAAAUGCCUAACUGUGCUUGUACUCUCCCUACCAUUGUUGCAUUGCAUGUAUGACUCUCCUGUAUCCAUUCUUCUCCAACUCAUUCUCAACAUUUCAAACAAACAAACAAAAACCCAGAUUCCUCUAUACAUUAUCAUCAUCCAUGGAAGAAGAACCUUCAUCCAAAUCCAUGGAAGAAGACUCUUCAUCCAAACCCAAACCUUGUUUCUCUUUACCAGUUGAUUAUGAUAACAAAGCCACUGAAUUCAGACCCUUCUCUCUCUCUUCUCCCCACAUGCUUUCCUUCCACCUGGCCUGGCUCUCUCUCUUCUCCAACUUCUUCUCCACCUUCUCCAUCCCACCUCUCCUCCCCCUCCUCCGCCGCGACCUCCACCUCUCCUCCUCCACCAUCGCCGCCGCCUCCUCCGCCGCCUUCGCCGGCUCCAUCCUCUCCCGCCUCCUCAUGGGCCCUGCCUGCCACCUGUUCGGCCCGCGCAUCUCCUCCGCCACUCUCUCUCUCCUCACCGCCCCAAUCGUCUUCUCCACCUCCCUCAUCUCCUCCCCAAACUCCUUCAUCCUCCUCCGCUUCCUCAUCGGCUUCUCUCUCGCCAAUUUCGUCUCCAACCAAUUCUGGAUGUCCUCCAUGUUCUCCUCCUCCGUCGUCGCCGUCGCCAACGGCGUCUCAGCCGGCUGGGCCAACGUCGGCGCCGGCGUAACCCAACUCGUAAUGCCACUCAUCUGCUCUCUCCUCACCAACUUUGUCCCAUCUUCCACGGCCUGGCGCCUCGCAUUCAUAGUCCCAGCAACCUUCCAAACCAUCACCGCCCUCAUGGUGCUGGGCUACGGCCAGGACUCGCCGGACCAUCGCCAGAAAACUCAAAACAACCCAAAACAGAGUAAACAGAGCAUGAUCGGAGCUCUGUUUCAUGGGUUCACGAAUUACAGAGCGUGGAUUCUGGCUUUGACAUAUGGGUUUUGCUUUGGGGUGGAACUGACGAUGGAUAAUAUCAUUGCGGAGUACUUUUAUGAUCGAUUUGGGGUGGGUAUUGAGGCGGCGGGGGCGAUAGCGGCGAGCUUUGGGUUGGGGAAUUUGGUGUCGAGGCCGGCGGGAGGGGUGGUUUCCGACGAGAUGGGGAGGAGGUUUGGGAUGAGAGGGAGGUUGUGGAGCCUUUGGGUGGUGCAAACCGUGGCUGGGUUGCUGUGUGUGUUACUCGGCCGAGUUAACUCACUGUGGGGGUCUAUAGUUGUCAUGUGUUGCUUCUCGUUUUUUGUUCAAGCUGCUUCUGGACUCACUUUUGGUGUGGUUCCUUUCGUUUCUAAAAGGUCAUUGGGAGUGAUAUCAGGGAUGACUGGGAGUGGUGGGACAGUAGGAGCAGUGGUGACCCAACUCUUGUUGUUUUCAGGCUCUAACAAAUUCUCAACCCAAACCAGCAUUUCGCUAAUGGGCCUUCUCAUGCUUGCCUCUACUCUGUCACUCACUCUCAUCUACUUUCCUAAAUGGGGUGGCAUGUUCUGUGGCCCAUCAGAUGACCCAAAUUCAUUGGAUGAAGAAGAUUAUUAUUUGCUUGAAUAAGAGACUCGUACAUAUAAUGAUCUCGUUUGAAAAGUGACUAUUUUAGAGACUUUUUAAUUUUUUGACUAUUUUAAUUUUUGUGUUUGGAAAGAUGAGAUAGAUUUUUAUU
Molecule: messenger RNA, 1675 nt
Organism: Camellia sinensis
Lineage: Eukaryota; Viridiplantae; Streptophyta; Magnoliopsida; Ericales; Theaceae
Gene: NRT2.7
Product: high affinity nitrate transporter 2.7
Biological process (GO): transmembrane transport
Cellular component (GO): membrane
Molecular function (GO): nitrate transmembrane transporter activity
Source: RefSeq, a predicted model, not a curated record